Molecule: messenger RNA, 2240 nt
Organism: Hypomesus transpacificus
Lineage: Eukaryota; Metazoa; Chordata; Actinopteri; Osmeriformes; Osmeridae
Gene: gtf2f1
Product: general transcription factor IIF, polypeptide 1
Exons: 14
Coding region: 163-1773 (536 amino acids)
Biological process (GO): transcription initiation at RNA polymerase II promoter; positive regulation of transcription elongation by RNA polymerase II
Cellular component (GO): nucleus; transcription factor TFIIF complex
Molecular function (GO): TFIIF-class transcription factor complex binding; RNA polymerase II general transcription initiation factor activity; DNA binding
Source: RefSeq, a predicted model, not a curated record
UAGAUUAGACGAACCGAUCAGCAGAGGCGGAUGAAGUGCAUACAGUCAGUCAUCAAGUUAAACUAGAAAAUAAUUAGUCUAACGUCAUCAUAGGGAUUUACAUUUUUAAGUAUAUUUAGCUAAGGCUACCGGCGACGCUUCCAUCUCUGUCCACCACCUAUCAUGACUUCACUAGGAAGCACCAGUUCCUCCUCCACAGAGUAUGUCGUCAGAGUCCCAAAAAACACCAGUAAGAAGUACAGCAUCAUGGCCUUCAACUCUGGGGAUAAAGUAAACUGUUCUACCUGGACCCAGGCCCGCAUGGAGAGGGACAUGAGUAACAGGAGGAUGUACGGAGAGGAGGAGACUCCGGAAGGUGCGGCGGGCAGCGAGUUUGGCAAGAAGCAGCGGGAGGAGGCGCGAAGGAAGAAGUUUGGGAUCAUCACACGGGAGUUCAAGGUGGAGGAUCAGCCCUGGAUCCUCAGGGUCAAUGGCAAAGCAGGGAAGCGGUUCAAAGGUCAGAAGAAGGGCGGAGUGACAGAGAACGCCUCCUACUACAUUUUCACACAGUGUCCUGAUGGGGCUUUCGAGGCCUUCCCAGUCCAUGGAUGGUACAACUUUGUCCCCCAGGCGAAGCACCGCACGCUUACUGCUGAGGAGGCAGAGGAGGAGUGGGGCAGGAGGAACAAGGUGGUGAACCACUUCAGCAUCAUGGUGCAGAGACGCCUUCGGGAACCAGAGCGAGGGGACGACGACGACGACGAGGGGGAGAAGGGAGGCAAGAAGAAGAAGAAGAAGAAGGGAGGAAAAGGAGGGGACCUGCGCAUCACCGACCUGGAGGACGACCUGGAACUGAGCAGUGACGAGAGCGACAGUAGCAUGGGAGAUGAUGUGGAUGCCAAGAAGGCCAAAAAAGAAAAGGCUGCGAAGGCCAAAGGAAAGAAGAAGAAGAAGAAGAGGAAAGGAAGCGACAACGAGGCCAUAGAGGAUAGUGACGAUGGGGACUACGAAGGUCUGGAGGUGGACUACAUGUCUGACGAGAGCAGCUCAGAAGAGGAGGUAGAGAAGACCAACAAACACGGCAAAGAGGAUGUCCCUAAAGGAAUCGAUGAGGCAUCUGAAAGUGAAGAGGAGAGCGAGGAAGAAAAACAAAAUGAGGAAGAAGGGAAAGAGGAAGAGGAAGAAGAGGAUGGAAAAAAGACACCAGUCCAGGUGGAGAAAAAAAAGAAAAAAGACAGCAGUGGGGAGUCAGAGAGCUCAGACGACAGCGACAUUGAAGGAGAAUCGGCAUCUGCACUCUUUAUGGCGAAGAAGCGCACCCCGCCUAAGAGGGGAGGUGGUCGUGGCUCUGGGGGUAGCUCCAGGACUGGCAGUCGCCCCGGGACACCAUCCAUAGACUCCGCCUCCACAUCCAACACUCUCCGUGCUGCAGCCAGCAAACUAGAGCAAGGAAAGAGACAGCCAGCAGGUCCAAGCUCAGACACACCUGCUGCCAAGAGGCUGAAGAUGGAGCCCAACAGCCAGAGCCCUGCCCCCUCAGGGAAGAGCACCCCUCAGCCCCCCUCUGGCAAAUCCACUCCCAGCACCAGCGACGUGCAGCUGACAGAGGAAGCCGUGCGCCGCUACCUGAUUAGGAAGCCCAUGACGACCAAAGACCUGCUGAAGAAGUUCCAGACCAAGCGUACAGGCCUAAGCAGCGAGCAGACGGUCAACGUGCUGGCCCAGAUCCUCAAGCGGCUCAACCCAGAGAGGAAGAACGUCAACGACAAGAUGCACUUCUACCUCACCGAGUGAACCUAAGGAUGGAGGGGGAGACACAGGACAAUUGUUCAUCUGCUUGCCCUUUCCGAGGAAGUGGAAGCAGGAUAAGAUAUUCCUGUUUAGUUUUUUUCUAAGAUAGGGAACAAGUUCUAACUAAAAUAAAUAAAUACCAAUUUCCUUCUCCUAAAUAAUGUUCAAACGACAUUGCUUUAAGCAUUCUGGGUUUGAAACAAAAAGCGGGGUGUUGGAGAGGAAGGUAGAAACUGGGAGAACAGGUGCUAUUGGAGAUUCUGUGGGGUCUAGUCAAGCAGUUAACAAGGCGAUUUGCAAAAUAUGAAAAUACUUUUCCAUGAACUGAACUGGUAACUCCACAAUCAAACAGAUCCAUAUAAUCCUUAUGAAACACAUUUUUUGGAACUGACUUUGCAAAGGAUAUGCUAUUGUUUUUGUAGUUGUUUUUGAUUGUUUGAAUUUUGUAAUAAAAGAUACACUGUUACUGA